UAGUUAUAGGUACCCAAAGAUAUUGAAAAUGGCUGCGCCCGAUGGAAACGGCACGAGUUUACUGUCUGCGUUAUACACUCGGGUCAUUGCCAAUACUGAGAACCCUGAAAACUAUUUAAGCUUGCAACAAGAAGCUGCAGAUGAAUUUAAACUGUUGACCAAGACUAUAUAUGACUUUACAAAGUGCAACGAGGCAUCUGUGAAUAAAGGCACCGAUGCUAGUGAAGCUCUUCCCGAGUUGAUCGUAGACAAUUUUGACGAUGAACAAGUCUGGCAGGAGGUCGAACUUCAGAACCAGGCACGCAUCAGCCGGCUGCUAAAAGAUGUUGCCAGAGUGCGUGCGAUACCUGGUGACCUGACCCUCGGUGUUGGUGGCAACGACAGUGAAACUCGCCCAUCUGCCACUCAUCUGACGUCGAGUGAGACAUUAGAGCCAGAUGACGAUGCUGACUCGGACAGUGCAUCAUCUGACAAUGGCAGCAAAGGUUCCAGCGUCGUGGACAAGCUUGAGCCACCGACAAAGCAGAGCAGCGGCCAAAUAGAAAGCGGCUCUGAUUCAGAGAUCGACUUUGACUUUGAUUUACUACGAGACGAUUUCGAGACCUCGGAAAAGGAUGCUGCGAGCGACGAUGGUGAGGCAGGCGCUUCUGAUCCGGGAUCAGAGGAGGAAGAGGAACCAGGCCUGCGUCCCAGCAAGCGGACAGGUCGAACAAUCGUCGAUGAUGCCUUCUUCAGUUUGGCAGAAAUGGAGGAAUUUCUCGAAGAGGAGGACCGAAAAGAGAUGAGAAGGUCACAGGGAGGGUCGGCUUCCAAAGAUGAUGACGAGGACGUAGACAUGUUCCAAGACAUUCCAUCCAGCGACGAUGAUGAGGAGAUAAAGCAAAGUACUAGAGACUUCAAAUAUAAUGACUUCUUUGCACCACCAUGUGGAAGUAUUGAGAGAGAAGAACAAGAAGAACUGAGAAGUCAUGAUGAAAGUGAUGGCCAAGAGCAAGAAAUGAAACAAAUUGAAGAGGAAGAAUCAAGUGAGGGUGAAUACGCGGAGGAAAUCAUGGGUGGAAAACGUAAAGACGAGGAGAAAUCAGCAUUUCAGAAACGCCAAGAUAGGAUCAAUGAGAGGAUAGCGAAGAUGGACGAGGUCAGACUCGCAGAGAAGCCGUGGCAGCUGGCGGGUGAAGUAACAGCAUCCAAGCGACCCGAGAACAGCUUGCUGCAGGAGCACGUUGAGUUUGACCAGACCGUUAAGCCAGCGCCGAUCGUAACGGAGGAGGUGACAAAGUCGCUGGAGGAGCUGAUCACGCAGCGCGUAAAGGACCAGGCGUGGGACGACGUCGAGCGGAGGAAGAAGGCGACGACCGAUGCGCAGGAGUACAAGAAGAAGGUCAUCCUUGACCAGGAGAAGAGCAAGCUCAGCCUCGGCGAGAUCUAUGAGCAGGAGUACAUCAAGAAGACGCAGGCUGAGAAAGAAGAAGUGGAAGAUCCAGAGCAUACCGCGAUCAAGAAGAUGAUGAAUGAUGUAUUCAGCAAACUAGAUGCUCUGUCAAACUACCAGUACAAUCCGAAGGCGCCUACGCCUGAGAUUAAAAUAAUAUCCAACCUACCGUCGAUUACAAUGGAGGAUGUAACACCAGCUGCAGUCAGCGAUGCCACCCUGCUAGCCCCAGAAGAAAUCAAGGAGAAAUCUGGGAAAGAAGUGAAAAACUCCUCAGAGAAGACGGUAACUGAUCGUAAGAGAGAACGCCGAGAGAAGAAGGCGCGUAAGCGCGCACGCCGCGUGGAGAAGGAGAAACGGGAGAAACUCGUAUCAAAGCUCCAACCAGGCCUUGGCAACAAGUUCUCUAAGGAUAAGGCACUCAAAGCACUAGCACAGGAGGGUGACAAGACCACCAUUGUAAAGGACACAGGCAGGAGAAAACAAGUUGAAUUCAAAUCUUCAAAGGCAUUCUUUAGUAAGCUGCAAGACGAAGUUACUUCUCAUGUAAUAGGUCACAAAGUGAAGAGCAAAAGUAAAGAAAAGAAGACGGUAUCUGCAAGUAAAUUAAAACUUUAGUACCUUUUAUUUGCUGAUAUUUAGUAACACACCAAGUAUGUUUUCCUAUUAAUAAUAUCAUGAACAUAUGUGUAAUAGUAUACAUGUUUAUUAUAAAUAUCAAUAGAAUUGCACUGGCAGACUGGUUAUACAAAAAGUUAGAAAUAUUGUAGUAAAUUAGUGGCUGAAAUUAAUAAAAAUACUAUAC
This is a messenger RNA of Priapulus caudatus, 2237 nucleotides long. Its product is annotated as U3 small nucleolar ribonucleoprotein protein MPP10-like. Gene Ontology annotation, biological process: rRNA processing. The record is from RefSeq and is a predicted model, not a curated record. Gene Ontology annotation, cellular component: Mpp10 complex; sno(s)RNA-containing ribonucleoprotein complex; nucleus. NCBI's taxonomy places the organism in Eukaryota, Metazoa, Priapulida, Priapulimorpha, Priapulimorphida, Priapulidae. The transcript is spliced from 10 exons. The coding region runs from base 29 to 2050 and encodes 673 amino acids.